AUGACUCCAUUCGACGACAAGGGCUUCCCUGUAAUUCAGCUUUCCAACGAUGGCUGGUCCACCGACGAGGAAGCUACCGCGACCUGUUUCUGUGGGGCUGUACAGCUGGUCUUGCCUCUUCGAAAACCUGGCUUAGUCAACCGUCACAUCUGCCACUGCACCGACUGCCGCAAGAUCGGCUCCGCAUUCUAUCAAUCCAACAUCACUGUAGCAGAUUCCUAUCUGAAACACAUCCGUGGCGAAGAUAACCUCACAACCUUCAGCGAGGACAAAACAAUUCGUGCUGGAGCGCUUAUGACGAAUUACUUUUGCAAGACGUGCGGAACGCUGAUGUAUCGUCGCGGUGCUCGUUUUCCUGGGAUGACUAUUUUGCGUACUGGGACUGUUGAUGAUCUUGCUUUGGCAGAGACUAAAUUGAGACCGCAGGUAGAACAGUUUAUCGAGAGGAGAGUUGCGUGGUCGAUACCAACUGAAGGGGCGGCGCAGGUAGUGGGAAUGCAUCAGCCUGAGGACAUCGAGAAUAUCCCAUAG
Aureobasidium melanogenum CBS 110374 is the source of this 531-nucleotide messenger RNA. RefSeq lists its product as uncharacterized. Gene Ontology annotation, molecular function: carbon-sulfur lyase activity. Bases 1 to 531 code for a protein of 176 amino acids. The record is from RefSeq and is a predicted model, not a curated record. Lineage: Eukaryota; Fungi; Ascomycota; Dothideomycetes; Dothideales; Saccotheciaceae. The transcript is spliced from 2 exons.